Messenger RNA from Dreissena polymorpha, 1442 nucleotides. Its product is annotated as serine-threonine kinase receptor-associated protein-like. The coding region runs from base 47 to 1030 and encodes 327 amino acids. Lineage: Eukaryota; Metazoa; Mollusca; Bivalvia; Myida; Dreissenidae. The transcript is spliced from 7 exons. Gene Ontology annotation, molecular function: RNA binding; protein binding. The record is from RefSeq and is a predicted model, not a curated record. Gene Ontology annotation, biological process: spliceosomal snRNP assembly. Gene Ontology annotation, cellular component: SMN complex.
UGUGUCUAGUGUGAUAUAUGCAUUUCCGGUAAAAAAAGAAGUAAGAAUGUCAAGCUUGAAACAGACUCCGCUCACGUGCAGCGGACACACACGACCUGUUGUCUUUUUAUCGUUCAGUGACGUAACCCCUUUUGGAUAUUUCCUAAUUAGCGCGUGUAAAGAUGGAAAGCCAAUGUUACGACAAGGUGAUACAGGAGACUGGAUUGGGACGUUUGAAGGUCACAAGGGCGCAGUUUGGGGGGCAGCUCUGAACAGAGACGCAACCAAGGCUGCCACUGGGGCUGCAGAUUUCACAGCUAAAGUGUGGUGCGCUGUGAGUGGAGAAGAGUUGAAGACAUUUCAGCACAAGCACAUCGUGAAAUGUGUGGACUUCUCCCAUGAUGGGGACUACCUGCUCACCGGAAGCCAGGAGAAGAUUCUUAGAAUAUUUGACUUGGAGAAAACGGAUGCAGAACCAAGAAUGUUUUCUGGUCAUACCGCGUUCAUUAAGAAUGCCCUGUUCACCCACGAUGGCAGGCAGAUUGUGAGUGCAGCAGAUGACAAGACUGUGCGAAUCUGGGAUGUUAAUUCCUGUUCGGAAGUGAGAAAGCUGGAGUUCCCAUCAGUGCCCACUAGUCUGGACCUGUCGCAGGAUGGCAAGAUCAUAAUUGUCACCCACGGCAACACUACUGCCUUCUGGGAUGCAGAGAAGUUUGAGAAGAUAAAGGAAUAUGAAUCUCCGUCACCUAUCAACACUGCCUGUCUCCACCCUGAUAAGUCUAUCUUCAUUACUGGAGGAGAGAACUUCAUCAUGUACAAGUUCAACUACGAGACCGGUGAAGAACUGGAGGCAUUUAAAGGACAUUUCGGACCAAUCCACUGUGUGCGAUUCUCGCCGGACGGGGAAGUGUACGCUAGCGGUAGUGAGGACGGAACGCUGCGACUGUGGCAAACAACUGUGGGGAAGACCUAUGGACUCUGGAAGUGUGUGCUACCGGACGAGAUCCUCAACAAUAACGCCGAUUCAACACCGCUAAAGCCUGAAGCUUGAUGCAUUUUUUGUUAUUUUUGUUUGGAAGAGGAAACCCAGCAUCUGAUUAUGAAUCAGAUUUGAAAAUAUUGAAUUGCAGUUGAAAUCAAUGCACUACCUUAUUUUUGCAGGUAGUGCAAGAUAUAACUGGCUACAGUGCCAAUUAUUUAUAUAUGCUGCUUACUUAAGGGAAUAUUAAAAUCUAUGUUAAAUACAUCAGUCUGUAGAGAUAAUAUUUACAAGGAUUGCAGUUUCUUAUGUGACACAAAUGUAAGUGGCAUCUACUGGUGUAGGAUUAAUAUGAGAAUAUUCUACCUGUUGGUUGCAGCAUGUCAUUUUCGUUGUAAUACAAGAUGUAUUUGGCAGUCUGGAUACAAUUGUUAAAGGGCUGCACGAGAAGUGAUCUAUAAAUCAUAUCUUCAAAGCCAUUCAA